Nannospalax galili (Upper Galilee mountains blind mole rat) is the source of this 812-nucleotide messenger RNA. Its product is annotated as translation initiation factor IF-2-like. Lineage: Eukaryota; Metazoa; Chordata; Mammalia; Rodentia; Spalacidae. The coding region runs from base 1 to 780 and encodes 259 amino acids. The record is from RefSeq and is a predicted model, not a curated record. The transcript has 3 exons.
AUGCCAGGCUUCAGCCCCAGGAAGGGCUGCCGAGAGGUAGCUACUUCUUCACUGUGUACUUUGAACUCUACCGAGGGCUUCUUCUCCUGCCAGGGAGCAUCCCAGAGAGGACAGCUGGACACAGUGACCUUAUGGAAGACAAUCUCACGUCAUUUAUUAAAUACGCCGAAAACCUUCUCACUGUCCUAUUUCGAGUUCACAAAAGGCAAGUGUAAUUUCAGCCACAGGAAGCGCGGCUUUGUCCCGUUUUCCGUCCAGGCGCUGGGGCCUGCCCGGCUGACUUGGGGGCAACGCCGGCUGAGUCCGAGGACCGCUAGCCCCGGACGGAGUGCAUUCCCCGCGGUCCUCCAGCGCCCUUCCCACCGCCCGCCAGGCCGUGCUCCUCGCACGGCCUCCACGCACCACCCGCCGGCCAGCACCCCGGCGGCCCCAGCUCCGGGCGGUGUGUCGUCCCCCCCGCCCCCCCACGGGGGUCACUGGAGGCGAGUAGCCCGGCCGUGUUCCCAGCCCAUCCUCCAGGGCGGCGCGGUGAUUGGCGGGCGCGGCCGCGGGAGUCCCGGGGGCACGGCGCCCCCUAAGGGGCUGCGGAGGGCUGCGGCGGGAGUGGCAAGGCCGGGACAAAGGGCAGACUCCCCCGAGCGUCCCUCCGGGUGCAGGGAGAGCGAGCGGCUCCCCGGAGGAAGAGCGGGACCGCGGCCCUGCUGCACGCUGCCCGCGCUGCCCUUGGUGUUUUUGGACUGGGCCUGCCACUUGCUGUGUAGCCCAGAAGACAGAUUCUAGCCACUCCAACAGCUAUCAGAGUACCUGAAAAC